Molecule: messenger RNA, 667 nt
Organism: Caenorhabditis angaria
Lineage: Eukaryota; Metazoa; Nematoda; Chromadorea; Rhabditida; Rhabditidae
Source: the annotation of a GenBank genome assembly
AUGUUGAAAUCGGGUUUGUGUUGUAUUCGAACGCAGAAUGUGGUGUGUGAGUUUCCGGGAAAAAACUCAGGGAAAAUGUAUCCUUGAAUUCUAGGACCAUACAUUUUCAGACCCUGUUCUUCCUGAUGAAGAUGAAGAAACCACUGUUGAACCGUCCACCGAAGCUCCAACCGAAGCUCCCACCGAAGCUCCCUCACCUUGCCUCGAUGGUUGGACCCUUCUGAUUCGCGACCCCAACUCCAGAUGUAUCAUGGUGAUUAUAAACCCAAACACCACUCCAACCGAUGCGGACGCACUUUGCACUUCCGCAAAUGCCGAAGCCGUUCCAAGCGGAGUCUACAGCACCGAGGAAUAUUCAAUCAUCUCAGCUCUCACCAAAGUCGCCAACAAUGGAAACGACGCAUUGCUCAUAUUAGGCGCCAUGCGUACUUCUCUUUGUGAGGGAGAAGAGAUAACUGCCACGUGUACUCAAUUAACCUCGUUUACGUGGACAGAUGGAACUCCAGGAAUUGCUGGUUUUGCAGCGGAGAAUUGGGCAGAAAAUCGGCCUAACAAUGGGGGAAAGAUUCAAGAUUAUCUGAUUGUCAACACAGCGACUAACACAAUUGAUGACGUGGAAGCGGCAAGAGAACUCGAUGGAGUGGUUUGCGGAAUGCCAGCCAUGUGA